Molecule: messenger RNA, 921 nt
Organism: Dichotomopilus funicola
Lineage: Eukaryota; Fungi; Ascomycota; Sordariomycetes; Sordariales; Chaetomiaceae
Product: mitochondrial carrier domain-containing protein
Exons: 5
Coding region: 1-921 (306 amino acids)
Biological process (GO): transmembrane transport
Source: RefSeq, a predicted model, not a curated record
AUGGCGUCCCAAAAGGAACAGGCUCCUUUGCCUUUCCGCUAUACUUUUGCGGCCGGCGCCAUUGCCGGAGUUUCUGAAGCACGUUGUCCCCUAUGGUACCCUCUAGAUGUGGUGAAGACAAGAGUACAACUGCAGACCGGCAAGGGCGCCGGGUCCGAUGCGUACACUGGCAUGCUUGACUGCUUCCAAAAGAUCAUCCGCCAUGAGGGUUUCUCGAGACUCUACCGCGGUAUCACCGCCCCCAUUCUCAUGGAAGCCCCCAAGCGUGCGACCAAGUUCGCCGCCAACGACAAGUGGGGCAAAUUCUACCGCGACCUGUUCGGCCAGCAGACCAUGACCCAGUCCCUCUCCGUGCUGACGGGUGCGUCAGCCGGUGCGACCGAGUCCUUCGUCGUGGUACCCUUCGAGCUCGUCAAGAUCCGCCUUCAGGACAAGGCCUCGGCCGGCAAAUACAACGGCAUGAUUGACGUGGUGGUCAAGACGGUGCGCAACGAGGGUCUUCUGGCCAUGUACAACGGGCUCGAGUCCACACUUUGGCGCCACAUCCUCUGGAACGCGGGCUACUUCGGCUGCAUCUUCCAGGUCCGCCAACUUCUCCCCAAGGCCGAGACCAAGGGGAAGCAAACCGUCAACGACAUCAUUGCCGGUACCGUCGGUGGCACUGUCGGUACCAUCCUCAACACCCCGAUGGACGUUGUGAAGAGUCGCAUCCAGAACAGCAUCCGGGUUGCCGGUGAGACGCCCAAGUACAACUGGGCAUGGCCAGCCGUGGCCACCGUGGCCAGGGAGGAAGGGUUCGCCGCCUUGUACAAGGGCUUCAUCCCCAAGGUGCUGCGGUUAGGACCUGGCGGUGGUAUUCUGCUUGUUGUUUACACUGGUGUGAUGGAUUUCUUCCGUAAGAUGAGGGAUGGCGAGGCGUAG